Molecule: messenger RNA, 195 nt
Organism: Strongylus vulgaris
Lineage: Eukaryota; Metazoa; Nematoda; Chromadorea; Rhabditida; Strongylidae
Source: the annotation of a GenBank genome assembly
GCCAUGUGUUUGGGACGAUGCGGUGAAACAUUGACCAUGAAAUUACGCUUAGAAGCUUUCCGAAAUCUCUUACGGCAGGAUAUCGGGUUCUUUGAUGAUCUCCGACAUGGUACGGGAAAGCUCUGCACGAGAUUUGCCACAGAUGCGCCGAAUGUUCGAUAUGUAAGUCUGUUGCACAUAGUGGGCGGAGCUUAG